AUGGCGUCAGCGCCCAAGGACGACGGCCAGCUCACGUCGUUCGGAUUUUUGCAAGAGACGCAUGAGGAGCAUGCACCCUCUUCAUUUUCCUCCUUGUUUAGCCGCAUGCGCUCGGCGCUCGGCGCCGGCGCGCCUUUGCCGCAGCACACUACCGGCGCUGGCCCUGCGGCUGCAGGCACGGCGCAGCGUGCGCAUGCAUGUAGAGACGAGCCGCUCCCGCUACUGCAUGGUGCGCCUGCACAAGUUGCGUCUCCUACGCCGUUGCUCGUCAAUGUCUCGCGCGAUACGGCACACGACACGAGCCCUGCGCCGUCGAUGAGCGACGUCGGCGAGCCGGGAACGAGUGCGUUUAGCGUGCCGGGUGUAAUGUACUCUAUAGCAGCCGGAGGCGAUUCAGCCUCUAUUGAUACCAAGGCGCACCAAAGCGCCGAGCCCAUGAUCCGCCGGAUUCACAGCGAGGGGAUACAUCGACGGUUUUGGAUGGCCGACGAGACGGCCAGAGAAUGCCGCGAAUGCCUGCUCCCUUUUACACCGCUGCGCAGGCGGCAUCAUUGCCGCGUGUGUGGCCAGAUAUUUUGUCGCAAAUGCGCAGCGAACAGCGUGCCCGGCGCGCGAUUUGGGCUCCAGGGCGAUGUGCGCGCGUGCCGCCAAUGUGUGCACAAAAUGGCCGAGCACGAGCAGCGAGCGCGACACGAGGCCGAAGAGGCGGAGCUGGAACGGACGACGCCGUCUAUAGUGGGCUCGCCUGAAGCGCACGAUGUGCAUACACCGCAGUCGCAGUUUUCCGCGCACACCUUGUUUGGAGAGAAAUCGUCGCCGCUGUCGAAAUGCGCGCGGCAGACGGAUUCUGAAGAGGACACGCCUUCUGAGCUGGCGUCGCCUGCGGGACGUGUCGACGAGGUUUCCCCUUUUCGCUCCGUGCUCGAGGAGCGCGAGCAGCUCGCGUUCGACGACGCGCCUAUUUCCGACGAGGAGCCAGACACGUCGCCCGACACUGCCGAGCCGCCGCCGUUGGCACCGGCCAAAAAAAAGACGCUGGACGCGCCGCACUCGCCCGUUCGCCGGAGCAACGCACGCCAAACGCUCAUGCGCGGCACAACACGCUUUGUGACCAGCACUGCGCUCGGCACGCACAGUCUGGUCUACUUUCUCCGCAUGCUGCACCAACUGCUCGUCGCGGAGCGCAUUGAUCACGUCCAGGAAUGGAAAGAGAUUAUCAAGCUGCUCGCAUUGGCUGUCAUCGAGCGGAUCCGUGUGCGCACACGCAACACUGACCUGACCGAUAUCCGCAACUUUGUCAAGGUAAAGAACAUGCCUGGCGGGCAGAUCUCUGACUGCGAGUUCCUCGACGGGUACAUUUGCUCCAAAAACGUUGCGACUAAGAAAAUGGGCACGUUCUUGCCGCUGCGCAAUGCGCGAGUGAUGGUGCUCGCGUUUGCGCUCGAGUACCACGACGCAUCACAGCUCAUGGCGCUCGAGCCGAUCAUGGCGCAGGAGCACGAGUUUAUCCGGAUUUUGGUCGCGCGCAUUCUUGCGCAUCGUCCCAAUGUGGUGCUUGUCGAAAAGUCCGUGUCCCGGUACGCACUGCAGCUGUUUGAAGAGGCUCGCGUUCCCGUGUUCAGCUGCAUGAAACGCAGCUCAGUCGUUGCGGUUGCGCUGUGCACACAGGCAGACGUGAUUGCUUCCGUUGACCGUCUUGCGCUCGAGCCGCGCCUGGGCCGGUGUGUGAGCUUGACAGUUGAUAUGUACGAGUACGAGCAUGCGCCGAUGCGGCGCAAAGCGCUGCUGCGAAUUGAAGUCGCGCACAAAGACGUGAGCUCCGCUUUGGUGUUGCGCGGCGCAUCCCUGCCGAAACUGCGGCGCAUCAAGGCGAUUCUGACCUUGAUGGCGUUUGUGGGGUACAAUCUAAAGCUGGAAGAGCACAUGCGCCGCGAUACGGGCCUUGUCCUGGAUUGGUCCGUGGUGAACAUCGAGCAGGGGUCCGAAGAGCCGCAGGCGCUCAGUGAUCUGGGCAUGGAUGCGUACCGCAAAAUGAUUCUCGCCGAGACGCUGAAAAAGUACCAGCGACUAAUUUUAAGUGCUUCGAUCACAGUCAACUUUCCCCUGCCGUUCCUUAUCACACGCAUGAAACAGGUCGUGGACAGGAUCGAGGCGGUCAAAGCAGCGCUUCCGGAAGAGCCUACUACCUUUGUAUAUACGCUACAGAACCUAGUGGACGAAACGCAGGCAUCGUUUCCUCUUUUCGACCCGCGCUCUGCAUCCCUCGAGACGGAACUGCUGUGCUUGGAGGCGCAGCACGCGGGACUAUUGCACAGUUGGCACGCUUGUGUCACCAACAUGGCCAAGAUGCUGACCCCCUUUUCGCACCAGAAACUCUUGUCUUUGGACUGCACCGUCUCUGCCGCCUCGCUGCAGUCAUGUGCAGAACCGGCGUGCCACAGCGCGGAAUACUACGGCGUGCGCGACGUGCCGCUGGGCCAGAUGCUCGAGCGAACAUGCACAGAAAGCGCCGCAUCGUGCGCCGCGAAAAAAUGCAAUACGCCCGCGCUCCUGCACUACAAAACGUUUGUGCACAGCACGAUGCGUGUGCAAAUGGUCGUUGAGCGCUUUGUGUGCCCGAUCGAGGACGCGGAACACAAGCUCUUGUGCUGGAGCUACUGCAAGCAGUGCGGCGCUACUACCCCCAUCACCGAGCUCAGCGACGAGGCAUGGUCCUUGAGCUUUGCCAAGUACCUCGAGCUGCAGUGCUACCCCAACGCAGCGUGCCAUUCGUCCGUGUGUAGCCACGAUUACUAUCGCGAGGGCGUGCGCUACUUUGCAUUGCACAACCUCGCCAUCCGAUUCCACGCCGAUCCUGUGGCGCCGUGGGAAGUCGUCGUGCCGCCGAAACGCUUGUUUGUGUACCCUGAAAAAAUGUAUGCACUCAAGAACGAGGAGACAGUGAGCAUGCUCGAAAAAAAUGCCGACUUCUGGAACUCAGUACUCUCUCGGAUCCAUGCGUUCCAGGAGGAGCUCUGCACGCGCGAAAUUUACAACACGGAUGCAGAGCUCGCGGGGAUGCAAACCGACGCGCUCGAGCUCCUCGGCCGGAUCAUGCGCUGUGCGCGCGCCGAUUACGCCGCGAUGCAGAAGCUGGCCAUGCAGGUAUACUGGGACGCAGAUCGGGAUCUCCUGAUGCUGAACGAGGUGCGCCGUGCAAUGCAGGACAAGGUGGUGGAGUGGGACGCUUUGUUCCAUGGCUUCGACAAGCACGCAAGCAUCUCGGACCGCCAGCUGCGGCGCCUCACGUCCGAGUAUGUAAAAAAGCGCGCCGAGCCAGACGAUUCUACAGAGGCAGUCCAGGUGGGCGCCGACGGGCACGCCAAGCACGAAGCGCCCCAGCAUACUUCUCCUGCGCCCGAUCCACGUCGAGCGGACGAGCAGCACUUGGCGGCCUGCACAAACGCACGCAAGGAACAGCCUCGCGAGCGCGCACGGCCAGUCACCUCGGCGCAUGCAACCGUUGCCGUAUUUAAAAGCAUGCGCGACGCCGUCGGUGCAGAAAGCGAUUCUGAUAGCGACGAUCCUCCGCGUGUCCCUGUGCCUGAAACCGAGAACAUUGCGCGCGAAGGAGGGCCGGAAUGCGCGACGCUCUUUGAUGCGCUCGAAGAAAAAUGGACGCUGCACUGCGGCGCUAUGCGCCCACUUGUCUACCCUUUUUUGCACACGGACCACGUCUUUUCCGACUCGCGUGUUGUCGUGCGCGAGGACGAGCCGAGCUCCAUCAUUGCCUUUACGCUCGAUUCGCGCACCUACAAGGACCAACUGCUCGCGUCCCAAGAGGCGCGCAUUCCAAGCGACCUGCACCACGAGCUGUGCAGCACCGCAGGAACCCAUUACGGCUACGAGUUUGCGACGAGCAGUGUGACGCUCUCGUGCAAGAUCUUUUUUGCCGAACAGUUUGACGCGCUGCGGCGUAUGUGCCAUUGUGAUACCAUCAUCCAGUCCCUUUCGCGGUGCAUUAAAUGGGAUUCGUCUGGCGGAAAGUCGGGCUCUUCCUUUCUAAAAACGCGCGACGACCGGUUCGUCAUGAAGCAGCUCUCGCGCGCCGAGAUGGACGGGUUCAGCAAGUUUGCACCGCAGUACUUUGCUUACAUGGCCGACUGUCGCGCGGCGAAUCGUCCCACGACCCUGACCAAGAUCUUUGGCUACUACCGGAUCGGCGUGCACAAUACACAUUCGGGAAAAAGCAUGAAGCUGGACGUAGUCGUGAUGGAGAAUUUGUCCUACGGACACAGCAUACACAAGAUGUACGAUCUCAAAGGCAGCACACGCAACCGGUUCGUGCACGAGGCAGGGCGCGAUGGCGAAGUGCUCAUGGACGAAAAUCUCGUCCAGGCCUCGCAGCAGAACCCUCUCUUGGUCCGCGAGCACGCCAAGCGAAUUAUGCGCGCGGCGCUCUACAACGACACCCUCUUUCUCACCGACAUGAACGUGAUGGACUACUCUCUCUUUGUCGCGCUCGACGAGCCGCGCGGCGAGCUGGUCAUGGGCAUCAUCGACUACGUACGCACCUAUACGUGGGACAAGCGCGUGGAGAGCUUUGUCAAGGAGACGGCGAUCCUUGGCGGCGGCGGCAAAGGCGAGCCUACGAUUAUUACGCCGCGUCAGUACCGCAUGCGGUUCCUCGCGUUCAUGGACCGCUACUUUUUCAUGGUACGUAUUGGGUAUGGCUCACACUAG
Messenger RNA from Malassezia vespertilionis, 4722 nucleotides. Its product is annotated as 1-phosphatidylinositol-3-phosphate 5-kinase. The coding region runs from base 1 to 4722 and encodes 1573 amino acids. Gene Ontology annotation, biological process: phosphatidylinositol phosphate biosynthetic process. Lineage: Eukaryota; Fungi; Basidiomycota; Malasseziomycetes; Malasseziales; Malasseziaceae. Gene Ontology annotation, molecular function: metal ion binding; ATP binding; 1-phosphatidylinositol-3-phosphate 5-kinase activity. The record is from RefSeq and is a predicted model, not a curated record. Gene Ontology annotation, cellular component: endosome membrane; fungal-type vacuole membrane. The transcript is spliced from 2 exons.